AUGGCCACAAUACUGCGCGCCUGCCAGGUGCUCCCCGAGCCGCUCUUUGCAGCAGCGGCGCACGCGGGGGACGACGUGUUCCUCUGCCGCACGGCCUACGACUCGCGCUCCCUCACCUUCAAACGCCUGCCCGCGCCCAUGCGCGGACCGGGGGGAACGGGGGCCAUGGGGGGAUUAGGGGGGACGAGGGGGGUGGGGGAGAUGAGGGGGAUGGCAGGGGGAGGUGGGGCCGGAACGGGCGCGCAGGGGCGUGGAGGCGAUGGGGGAGGGAAGAGGAGGAGAGGGGAGAGGGAUGAGGGGAAUCGAAAGGGAAUGCGUGGGAGUGGGGAGGAUGGGGAAGGGAGUGGUGAGAGCGAUGGUAGUGACUCUGGUGAGAGUGACAGUAGUGAAGGGUUGACUGAUUCCAGUGAUGAUGGUGAUAGUGAUCUUAGCGUGGAUGACGAGGAGGAGGAAGAGGAGGACGAGGAGGAAGAGGAUUGGGGAGUGGAGGGAGGGAGGAAGUUGAGAAAGAGAAUGAGGAAGAGCAGCAGACAUAAGGUGUGUGUCGUCGCGUGGGAGAAGAGGAUGUCAAAUCGCAGGAAGCGGCAAUGGUUGGGUCAGGAGUAUGGCUUUAACACUUCCCAAGGGGACGGGGACCACGGGCUCUUCUCCGUGUUCCAUAGUGAUCAGAGGCGCACCGGAGGGCAUUCUGUGACGCUGGUGGGAGAGAGAGAGGAUGAGAGAGAUGAUACGUGGGACAAGGGGGAUGGGGAAAGCGACGGGGAGGGGGAUAAGGAGGACGAGGAGGAGGAGGAUGGGGAGAGGGAGGAGUCGCAUGUGAGGAAGGAUGGCGAGCACAAGGGGAGGCAGCUAGGCGGGUUGGCGGCGGUGCGGAGGGCGAAGAGGGCCCUGCAGCUGUCCCGUGUGCCGCCGUGCCUGCCAUGCCGUGAGAAGGAGCAGCAGGAGGUGCAGGGGUUUGUGGCGCGAGUUGUUGGGGGCGGAUCUGGGGAAGGUGAAUCUGAGGAAUGUAAUCUUGGGGGAGAUGGCGGGAAAAGGGCAGGAGGCGGAGUAGUGGGCACAGAGCAAGAGAAGGGGAACGAGGAGGGCAUGGGUGUGGGAGGGAAGGGAGGCAUGAGAGGGAAGGAGAGGGAGAGAGGGAGAGGGAGAGCGAGUGGAAGGCGGAAGAAACAGGAGGAGGUGAGGGAUGAGCAAGAGGCAGAGGGAGAGAAGCCGCGGGACGGCCAGCAGAAGGGGCUACAGGAGGGGUGCGAGGAAGGGGAGCAGCAGGAGGAGAGGCCAGGACAGCAGCAGGUGAAUUCACGGUGUUUGUACAUCAGUGGGGUGCCGGGCACGGGCAAGACAGCAGUGGUGGUGGAGGUGAUGCGGCAGGCGAGGCGGAGCAGCAGCGAGGGGGUGCUGCCGCCCUUCCAGUUCGUCCACAUCAACGCCCUGCGCCUGCCCGCCCCCACCGCCUUCUUCUCUGUUCUCUGGGAGGCUCUGACCGGCCAGAGGGUGCUCUACAACAUAUUCGAGUGGACCACCUGGAGCUCUGCACGCCUUGCCGUUAUUGGCAUCGCCAACACGGUGGACCUGCCGGAGCGCCUGCUGCCGCGCAUCGCCAGCCGCAUGGGGCUGCAGCGCGUGCCCUUUGCGCCGUACACACGCCACCACAUCGAGACGAUCGUCGCCGCCCGCCUGCAUGCGUGCCAGCUGUUUGCACCGCGGGCCAUCGAGCUGGCUGCACGGAAGGUGGCGUCGGUAUCCGGGGAUGUGCGGCGGGCACUUGAGAUCUGCCGCAGGGCCGUGGAGAUCGCUGAGGCAGAAGCCAGGCUGGCAGGGACUGGCCAUGCAGCCGAGGCGGGGUGUGCUGACGUGGCAGGUGAAGCUGGCGUGGGAGGUGAAGCUGGCGUGGGAGGUGAAGCAGAGGCGGAAGCUGGUUCGGGAGCUGGUUUGGGAGAUGGUAUGGGAACUGGGUCGGGAGCUGGGUUCGGGGCAAUGGUGGGAGCAGGUCUGAGACCGGGUCCCAAUGCAAGCCUGGUUAGGGAGAGUGCGGUGCACUGCGGAGGAGGAGUGGAGAGCGGUUUGUCUGUUCUGUUUCAGAAAGGGGGGAGCGGGGAAGUGGCGGGAGGGGAGAAGGAUGCAGAACAAGUGGGGGAGGAGAGGCACGCAUCGGGUGUGGAGGUGCCAAUUAGGAAAGCGCAGAAAAGCCUGUUGGUGUUCAAAUUGAGCACGUGGAGGCGGCCAUUCGAGAGAUCUUCUCAUCGCCCACAUCAUGGUGCGUGCAUGUGUGUGUGGGGGGGGGGGGGGGGGGGGGGUGGGGGGGGGGGGGGGGGGGGGGGGGGGGGGGUGGG
Molecule: messenger RNA, 2330 nt
Organism: Closterium sp. Yama58-4
Lineage: Eukaryota; Viridiplantae; Streptophyta; Zygnematophyceae; Desmidiales; Closteriaceae
Source: the annotation of a GenBank genome assembly